Molecule: messenger RNA, 870 nt
Organism: Raphanus sativus (radish)
Lineage: Eukaryota; Viridiplantae; Streptophyta; Magnoliopsida; Brassicales; Brassicaceae
Product: RING-H2 finger protein ATL2-like
Exons: 4
Coding region: 1-870 (289 amino acids)
Source: RefSeq, a predicted model, not a curated record
AUGGCCUUAAAUGGGUUUAGUUCUUUUGAUUACUCCUUAAAACCACACUUCUUCUCUCAAUAUCUCUCAUUGGCCAUCAGAAUCAUGCACUCCGACGACGAAGAGCAUGACCCCUUCAUAACAGUCUUUGUUGCAAUCAUCUUCUUAUUCUUCAUUUAUGUCACCCUCUACUCUCUUUACGAUCUCUGCUGUCUCCGCCGUUCUAGGAGUAAUCACAUCCGCAGCAGCCGCAGCCUCAGCCGCAGCCGCAGCCCUGCAAUGGUUUUCGUCCCCAUCGAUCCUUCUCAUAUCCCCUCGCGCGGCGGCCUCGAUCCCGCCGUCGUUAAAUCUCUCCCCGUUUUCACUUUCUCAGGCGCGGAGGAUCCGAUGGAUUGCGCCGUUUGUCUCUCCGAGUUCGAGGAGGGAGAGUCGGGUCGGGUUUUGCCCGGUUGCGAACACGCGUUUCACGUUGAAUGUAUAGAUAUGUGGUUUCACUCUCACUCCACUUGUCCUCUCUGCCGCUCUCUCGUCGAGCCGAGUGUGACGAUGGUGGAAGAGGAGGAGCAAACCGUGAUCGCGAUUUCUCCUGAACCGGUUUCUGAAACUGAACCGGCGGUUGAGAUGUCGAGAAGGAGUUUCAGAGAGUUGGAAGAUGGUUUUUUGACAGGGGAUUCGUUGGCGAAUCAUCACUCGUUGCCGUUGCCGCCGAGGAGUCGUCGGAUGUUAUCUUUUACUCGGAUGUUGAGCAGAGAUCGAAGAAGCGCACCGUCUUCUUUUGCCGGAGCUCCGCAUCAGUCGUCGUCGAGCUGCGGGGUAGUGAUGAACGAAUUGGAUAUUGAGCGGGGAGGCAAAGAGAUUAAAAGUGAUUUCCGUCACGUGGAGUGUUCUUGA